CGUUGCAACACAGGGCGCAGGGGGCGGAAAGCGCGCUCGCGGAAGCGGCGGCACUCAACGGCUGUAGGCGCAGCAAUCUGGUUGUGUUCCUCCUGGUCUGAGGCCCUCGCUGCGCCUUCGUCUCCUCGCUCUUCUCCUCGGGAAGCCUAAACCGGCUGGGCUUUACUCCUUUCACCUCGUAGGCAGCUGCGUUGUCGUGACUUCGUCACCAUGUUCGAGGCGCGCCUGGUCCAGGGCUCCAUCCUGAAGAAGGUGCUGGAGGCGCUCAAGGACCUCAUCAACGAGGCCUGCUGGGACAUCAGCUCGGGCGGCGUGAACCUGCAGAGCAUGGACUCAUCCCACGUCUCCCUGGUGCAGCUCACGCUGCGCUCCGAAGGUUUCGACACGUACCGGUGCGACCGCAACUUGGCCAUGGGCGUGAAUCUCACCAGCAUGUCCAAAAUACUAAAAUGUGCUGGCAAUGAAGACAUCAUUACCCUAAGAGCUGAAGAUAAUGCUGACACCUUGGCACUAGUAUUUGAAGCACCAAAUCAGGAGAAAGUAUCUGACUAUGAAAUGAAGUUAAUGGAUUUGGAUGUGGAACAACUUGGAAUUCCAGAGCAAGAAUACAGUUGUGUGGUAAAGAUGCCUUCUGGUGAGUUUGCACGUAUAUGCCGAGACCUCAGUCACAUUGGAGACGCUGUUGUAAUAUCAUGUGCAAAAGAUGGAGUGAAAUUUUCUGCAAGUGGAGAACUUGGAAACGGAAACAUUAAGUUGUCACAAACCAGUAAUGUUGACAAAGAGGAAGAAGCUGUUACCAUCGAGAUGAAUGAGCCUGUUCAGCUAACUUUUGCACUGAGGUACCUGAACUUCUUUACAAAAGCCACUCCACUCUCUCCUACAGUAACACUCAGUAUGUCUGCGGAUGUACCCCUUGUUGUAGAGUAUAAAAUUGCUGAUAUGGGACAUUUAAAGUACUAUUUGGCCCCCAAGAUUGAGGAUGAAGAAGGAUCGUAGGCAUUCUUAAAAUUCAAGAAAGUGAAACCCAGCUCUUGGAGAACUGCUUCUGAGAUGCCAGCAUGUACUGAAGUCUUUUCUGUCACCAAAUUUGUACCUGAGUACAUAUGUAGAUAUUGUUUUCUGUAAAUAACCUAUUUUUUUCCUCUCCUCUACACUUGUUUAAAGAGGUCCAGAGUUAAAUCUGGUUGUUAACCUAGAAAUACUGCCUUACUUAAAUACUUCUGGUGAUUUUUAUAACCAAAGGGCUUGACUGUAUUUUUCAAUUUAAAUAAAGUUAUUUGAAUUUCAAAUGUCA
Molecule: messenger RNA, 1294 nt
Organism: Chinchilla lanigera (long-tailed chinchilla)
Lineage: Eukaryota; Metazoa; Chordata; Mammalia; Rodentia; Chinchillidae
Gene: Pcna
Product: proliferating cell nuclear antigen
Exons: 6
Coding region: 211-996 (261 amino acids)
Biological process (GO): translesion synthesis; leading strand elongation; regulation of DNA replication
Cellular component (GO): PCNA complex
Molecular function (GO): DNA polymerase processivity factor activity; DNA binding
Source: RefSeq, a predicted model, not a curated record